AUGCCUUGUUCGCGACAUAGCUGAGUCCGCACUUUGUACGUUUGCGCCCAAUUCCAAAACAUAAUAAUGUUCCAUUCUCAACGUUUUCCGUGGUGAAUUUUCACUCUUAGCAGUUGGCACUCUACACAAUCGGAGUGAAUACGCAUGUCAGUACCUCUUUUUUUCACCUUCGUUCCAUUUUACAGUGUAAUCGUUCGCUCCGCUACGAAAUGCAAAUGGCGGUCGUUGUUAUUGUUCAAGUGUCCAAGUCCGAACGGGAAUUAGGUGAAAAUUGAACUUUUUUUAAAUCGUUUUCUAACAAGAAAUGUUGAUUUCUGUCGUGCGUAAAACAACGAUUGCGCGUCAUAGAUUGCACAGGACAUUGUGAGCGGGGCGCGUACGUGAUUUUGAUGUGAAAAUUCGCGGUUGCGAUUUUCCCGUCGUCGCCGUCGUCGUUGUCGAAAGAAGCCAACACAGGAAAGUUUUUUCUUCGUGUGGCGAACGCGAGUUUUUCUGGAGUGCGAAAGACAUCGUAAUUGUGGAAAAAUUGAUGCGUCCCGAGCGAGUUUGUGUGGCAAAUGUCCGGGUUUCGUUGUGAAAAACAGUGAAAAGUGGAUAGCGUGCAGUUUGGAAGUGGAAAAAGCGCCGAUCGCACGGAAAAGUGUGUCAGAAAACGGGGGGUAAAAACGACGGCCGCGAACGAGCCUACACCAUGGAUUUUCUGCAUGAGAAUCUGGAAUAGGGAAGAGAUUUCACGUGGAUUAGCUGGCGUGAGGGCUUGCGGCCAGUGCGGAAAUCGCUCCCGAACGGGAUUCGUUGUGGCGCAAAUAUUUUCCGUGUGGAAAAAUGUGAUUUUUCGCUGUCGACCAUUGCGGGAAUUUCGCUGUGUGUGGAGUGUGUACUUGAGGAGCAAUUUUCGACGUCUCGAUUCUCGGCAGUUGACUCGACGGGUGACAGAUUGAAAGCCAAGGCAAGGCGCCGAGAAAUCGCCGUCGGGGAACGGGUCGCGACCGAGCUAAGAGUUUAGUGCGUGGAAUUUGGAAAUUGUCGAGUGGAAAAACAAGAAAUUAAAAUCUAAUAAAAAUUUUUAAUCGACGAAAUAUAUAAAUAAAAACUAAACCGAUCGUGCGGAGUGUGGAUGUGUUUGUGUGUGUCGGGGGAGCAUUCAGCAGUAUUCAGUCAACGACGUUCAACUACGCGACGGCAACGGCUGCGGCGACGAACGAUACAUCUCGCAUCUCCCUUGCACGCCGCCUAGUGCCCUGCGGGCAGAAAUGAGAAAGAAAUUAUGUUAGGUUUUGGGGAUUUUAUUGCCAUCUUGUUGCGACAAUUCUCUCGACGAUCGGGGCAGCAUCCGCUACGAAUUAAUCGCUUGCUGGUGUCCACGACGUUCAUCUAGGAGACGCCGGCCGACCAUUGGGUAUCCAUAUGUGCUUUAAGGCAUGUCGAUUUUAAUCCAUUAAUGAAAGAGAAUGGCGGCAGAUAGUGAUGGUAGUUUAACCGCAGUUGUAAUUUGUGAAGGCAAUCUCCAUGACCCCGAAUUUCCACGCAAAUUUCGGCAUUUAGUUACUAAACUAAAGCAUAUUUUACAACAACCGAAAAAAUCUAAAAAACUUAAAGUGAAUAAGGUGGAACCAUGGAACAGUGUACGUGUUACGCUUUCAAUACCAAAAGAUGCAGCUGCCAAAUUAAGACAGCUCGCAUCCGAAGGAAGCAACGCUUUAAGAGCGUUGGGUAUACUUUCGGUUCAACUGGAGGGCGAUACUGUGAUAUCUCUAAGGCUUGUAGGGCAGGAUCUCGUUCUAAGGACAGAUAACACUACUACGGGACGUGUGCAAGAGGCUGGUUCAUCGAACACAACAUUAAACGAUCUAUCACAAAUAUUGGGUAGUCGUUUGCAACAAACGACAGCUGGACCGUCGUCGUGUUCUACUACACAAUCGAUACCAUCAACACCAUCGCCAAGCAUAGCAGAACCUAUAGCAGGGCCAUCAAAUCGCAGUAUCAUUCCCCAAGCGACUGUGGUGGUUGGAGGCGUAAGCGGUGGUAGUGUUGGCAGUAAUAAUGGUAGUGGGCCAAUUUCCAAUACGGUCGUUAUGAAUGGACCGACAACAGCAUUUGAUAAACCUCCGAUUUUCAAGUCACCAAAUACAGUCUGCCCGAUGGAUGGAAAAUUGCCUGUUCCGCCACUAACAAAUAUUGUAGAGACUCGAGAAUAUCCAUUCGAAAGUAUGACACAAGCAAGAGUGAUACAGCGACGAGAGAAUACUAUGGCAGUUGUUGCGGCUCUUGGGGCCGGCACUCAGCCAACUGGUCCUGUUGGAAACGCACCAUUGGCAAUUGGACAAGGACAACAAAUCACACCACCGCCUCUAACGAUACCGGUUGCCGGUACAUCUGCAGACGUUUUGGUGCAACAGCCACCGCAAACAGUAGUAAAAUCUCCGUUUAUGCAACCACCUCCCCCACCGUAUCCAUCUGCAACAGGAACCAUUCAUUUGAAACCUGGAACGCAUACCGUGCAACAUCCACUUCAACAACAACAGCAGCAGCAAUCGAAUACAAUUGCUCUGCCAAAUAGCACGAAUGCGUUGUCAUCACCUCUUCUCGUUAAUCUUUUACAGAACGAUGGAGUCAAUCAGGUUAAAGUUCCGUCAUCUCCGUCGUCAGUAAUGUUACAACAACAGCAACAAUCGUCUACGACGGCGAUAGUUCCGAACCUAAACAAUCACACGCAGAAUGAUGGUGUCUUACUUCUAAAUAAUAGUAAUAGCAACGAUAGCAGUAGUAUUAGCAUAAGUCCUUCGAUUCCAGUGCCUUCUCCAUCACAAACAAUUUCGAAUAUGUCAAGUAGCGCGGGAAAAGCGCCGUCUGUUGCAUCAGCAGCUCCGGUCGUCCUAAAUCAAACUGUCCUGGCUCCACCUCAUCAACCAGCAGCAGUUGGUGGUGUUGGGAUUCGGUUGCAACAGAGAUUUCCAAUUCCUCAGUCAGUUCAGCAACCACCAACUGUUCCACAGCAUCUAUUGGCUCAACACCAAAUCGUUCACCCGGGUUCGAGCGGAAUUCAAAUGCAACGAUUCCCAACACAACCAAAUCAAGUUAUGGGAAAUGUUGGAUCAAUGGCAGGUGUUAGUUCGCAGCCGUUUCGUCAUCCGCUACAGCAACCACAGUCGCUGCAACAAAUUCCCAUGCAACAGCCAUACACAACACCUUCACAGUCUCCACAUCCUAGCCUGGUGACUCAUCCGACACAACCGCAGCAGCCACAACACGUGAUAGCGAAUAAUUUCAAUCAUCCUCGAUGGCCGUUCAAGCCUAUGGAUUCGGCAACAAAGUCUAGUUUCCAGGAAUUCACUCGAUACCAAAUACAAUACAAUUUGCAGCAAGAGAUGAAUAAUCAGUCAACAGUUGGCUCGGCAACAACUCCAGGUGGAGCACCAGGCAUGGCAGAUGGAUUGGGCGCUAUGGGCAACAACUCAAGUGGCUCCGGAGACAAGUCAGCAAUUGGGGAUGCAUUGGCUUUGAACAGUUAUCUUGAUGAAUUGUCAAAAACAGAUCUCGAUUCACUUUUGCUGCCUAGUUUGAAUGAUUUGGAUUCAACCUUGGAUUUGGAUGGUAAGAACUCGCUCGAAUCUCUUUUGGAUGAGAAAGAUCUUGUGAUGGAGCUGAUCGACCAAGAACGAGCAGCAAGUACCCUCCCAAUAAACUCUUUAGAGUCUGGUUUACAAACGUCGACAGCCCUGACAUCAACAUCAUCUUCAGUACUUCAAUCGCAGUCAAAACCACCACCGACUUCGGGAGCAGGUGCUAAUAGUGGCAGGGUCGCUGAUGUUCUUCCCAGUAAUAAAACAUUUCCGACUGGAGAGCAGCCGAAUCUAACGAAAUCUGGUAAGGAAAGGCAGUACCUUAUAAAUCCUCUAACUGGUGAAUUGGAACCAAUGCCGAGUGACGAAGAGAGUGAAUCGGAAAACACACCCGCAGAUAAUAUGGAUGUGUUCAAUGAAUUCAAUUCGGAGGUUUCGAAUUCACUUUACUCUGACGACGAUAAUUCGUGCAGUACGGCGUUCAGUAAAGCCUCGGAUCACAGUGAUACUGAACGGUCGAGUAACUCUGAGGCAUCUGGAAGAUCGAGGUAUUCGAAAUCGAAGAAGGAGCGAAGGGAUACUAGCUCCGGAUCGUAUAGCAGCAAGAAGAGUAAGCCCAGUAUAAAGAAUAACCUCCUUCGGGAAAAAUUGCAACAGGGUAUAAAAGACAAGAUCAGUGGGAAGUCGAAGCAACCUAAGGAGAAGAUAAUGACAAAAGCCAAACUGAUAUCAAUCGAUGGGAAGGAUUCUCCCUCGGAAAAAAUCAAAUUGCGACUGAAACUGGAGAAAUCAGAACCAGUUUCGCCCGCUUAUAAGGUUGAUAUUAGUUUCGUACCGUCACCGAAGCGGGCCCAGGCUGCCGUUAACUCCACAUCUACUUCGGUGUCCAACUAUUCCUCGUCUUCUCAAUCUUCUCUCUCAAUGACGCCGAACUCAAGUCCAAAUCUGAGUUUACAACAGCAACAAAAUGCGGUUCAGUUGUCAUCUACAUCACAUAAUGCCUCGAAUCAGUCGCCACAUGGAGAAGAACCACGCGUUCCUCCGCUACAUAUUAGCUUGCGAGGGAAGAACUCUAUUGUUAUAAAAAAUUCGAAGAAGGAUCGGAAGAAAUCUCAAAGUGGCGGUGAGGAAGACGAUUCGUAUUUGAAGAAAGCUCAAAUGAAAAGAAACAACACUUUCGAAGAGCAAACGGUGUUGAAUCGCUAUAUGGUAUCGUCCGAUCCUUCAAAUUUCGUGAAUAACGUGAACAGUAAGGCGAGCAGUCAAGGAAAGCCAACCACACGACCGUCGUCACACGACGAAUAUCCAGUGAGCAAUAAUCAUUCAAAGUCGGUGCUAGAGAAUGGAGAAGACUUGGAAAAGUGUUUGCCGUCAAGCAAACGCAACAUGACUGAUAUAUCGGUGAAUCCAAAUGGCUUAAUUGUUCCCGAUACUAAAAGGCGGCGUAUGUCCCAAAGUUUGGAGCAGCAACAACAGAACAAUAUGCUGCAAGAGGAUAAGAAUAAUCUAGAAUUAUACAAUCAUCUGCAAGGACCGAUUGGGUCAACGAACGUGGGAACAUUGCCGACACAUUCAUCUCUCUCAAAAAACCAGAAAGGUUCCAGCAAUAAUAAUAACAGUUCUACAUUUAUUAGUAAGCUUCACAAGAGCUCGAUAAAAUCGGGAAAACCUCUGGUAGUGGUAAAACAAUGCAAAUCGCCCACAAACAAUCCCGUUAAAGAUCCGGGAAAAAGCCCUCCCUUAGCGGGCAAUAUGGAUCAAUCUCAAAUGCCAUCCCAGACAGUAAUUUCUGCCCCUUUAUCAAUAGCGUCAUCAAUUCCAUCAUCUGUUUCCCUGACCAUGUCAGCAGUGCAAGUGUCUACGAGCAAUUGUAGGAGUAGUGCAGUGACGUCUAAAUCUCAGUGCGAUUCGUCUGUUGUUGCCCCAACAAUUUCACAAUCGAGGACAAGUAGUAGUAAACAGACGGCGACAGUUUGCCUUUUGCCUCAAGGAAGCUCCGAUGCAAUGAGUAAAGAGAAAUUCAAGCAGAAAUUGAUGGAAUUUCAAAGCGCAGAUGGAAAAGAAUCAACAGAAAAAGCUUCUUUGACAAAUACUGGUGGAAGUACUGUGAGCAACAGUGGAAGCAGUGGUGGUAGUCUCACUAGCAUAAAAGCAGACGAACAAAUCGUGAAUUUAGAUGCAUCUAAAAGCAAUGUUCCAACAGCAUCACUGCUGGAUGAACGCCUGCAAGUUUCUGCGAGGCGGGUGUCAGUACCCACGCCGACAUCAAUUUCUAAUUCCAGUUUACCAUCGGCUUCGAGUAACAGUACAAAUAUUGUAGACGUUGCCCAAGAGAAAUCAUUUCAGAAAACGGAAGUGAAUGAGCAGAGUGCAAUACAGGAGCAACCACCUAGACCGUCAACGGUGAGCCAGAACCCCGCUGCAAUUGAUGUUGGUAUAAACCUUCUGAACAAUGGUAGCGGGAACAACAAUGUACGUAACUCACCAGGCUCUCAGGCGCAGGGUGAAGACAGUGGCAUUGAAUCAAUGGAUGCCCUCUCGGAGAAAAGUCCGCAUCAGUCAGGCAGUCCGCAGCAGGGCGAUGCUCAACCUCCUCAGCUGCAAGCAAAAAGGGUCGUUGAAAUUGUACACACGCAGAUAGAGGAGAAAAUAUCCUUGGAUACGAAAGACGAUCAAGAAGACGAAAUGACCCACAUGAGGGAUAUCGAAGCGGAGCUGGCGAAAAUGGAGGGAAACGAUCAUUUUUUAUCGCAAUGUGAAAGCCCAAUGCAUAGACUGAAUGGCGAUCAUUCGAUGAAGGAAGAAAGUUUACUCGAAAAUCUAACGGACGAGAAGAUAAUGUUGUGCGCAGUUAAGAUGGAGCAAGAAGAAGAUUUGGCUGCUAUCAUGGGCGGCAGUAACAGUGGAAAAUCGUCACCAAUGUUAUCUCCUUUUCCAGUAACGAAGGUGGAGUGUCGAGAUUUAAACGAGAACAAAGAAAUUAGUUCAAAAAUUUCACUUGACACACAACUAAUCGAUGAAUGCUGUAAGAAGAGCUUAAAGCCAAAUACAAAAUUAGAAGAUGACAUUGAAAAAAGUACUCGAAUUGCUUUAUCUCAAAGUCCAAAUGAGAAGAAAUUCGAAGAAAAUGUGAUACGGAACGCAUCGUCGUCAAGUGAAGUUGAAGUGAAACCGAUGGCUGAAAGCAUCAAAUCGGAAUCGCCAAUAGUCAAAGAAGAGUCUGUAGCAACAGUGGACACUUCAUCGCCUGCAUGUCCAUCUAUGUCAUCGUCAUUAGCUUGCGAUGUGAUCUCAAAAACAAAUGAUAAGUCUGCAAUAGAUAUAAAGGAAAUCUUAACGCCAAUAACUAUUGAAAUUCCCACACACCCUGAAUCGGAAGUUCCUCGAGUGAGAACACGUGCCAGCAGUAAACUAGAGAGCCCAUUGGAUGCUCCGAAACAGAGUCCUCAGCUCGACUCUCCAGCGACAACAAAUAGUCUCAAGUCAAAUCUGAGACUAUCUGCAGCGGCCAUAGAUAGGUUAAGUCCAAAAGUGAGUACAGGAAAAGUUGCUGGAACUGGUGGUGUUAUGACUAGCAAUAAGAGGAAACGGCAAGGAUCGGAGAGUUCGACACAGUCGUGUGUAAGCGAUGACACGCCGGGACGAAACAACAGCACUAAUGGCUCAUCUGCGAAACGAACGCGACCGAAUUCGUCUAGUUCGGCGACACACGGUAGCUGUGAAAAUCUGGCUAAUGUUAAAUCCAAUAGCACCAAUUCGGUCGGGAGAAAACCGGGGAAUAGCAAAAGUAAAAAGGCUCCAGACGAAUCAUCUGAUUCAGACGAACCAUUGAUCGAGGUUGCUGGUAAAGUGCGCGGUUCUAAGGGCUCUGCAGCAAAGUCAAAUACAUCAGAGAGCAGCGAUAACAAGGUCCUUAGGAAUCAUCGUGCGUCAUCACAGCACAGCCGUUCUUCAGCUCAUUCCACAACAUCGACAUCAUCUUUUGCAUCUCAAAAUUCAAUAGGACAAAACUCAUCAACAACAAAGACAAUCAGAGGCUCAGCCGCCUCACACUCAAACUCAACAACGUCUACAUCUGGAACAAGUACAGUAGCAUCAUCCAAUAGUAACAAUCAAAUUCAAAAUAACACUCAUUGUACAAGAGCGAGUAGCGGUUCGAUAGGAACAACAGGAGUGGCGGCAGGAGUGGGAACGGUUGUAACUACAGCCACAACUGUUGCUAGUAAUAAUCAUUCAUUGGCGAAUGCAUCGGCUGUUUCUGUACAAAAUUCAAAUCAUUCAUCAAACAUUCAAUCGCCUAAUGAUGAUCGACCGAGACGGAGUGUACGAGCCAGUGCUGCUGCUAAUAAGAUCAUAUAUUCAAGGAGCGGCGGUGCUGGUCAUAGUGGGGGUAACAAUGAAGCGAGCAAAGUUGUUGGUGGUAAUGUAAAAGGUGGCAAUAGUUCAACGAUCAGUGGAGAUGGUAAUGAGCCAAGGAGAAAAACUAGGAGUGCAGCUGGUGGUGAAGCAACUGAAGGACGGCGAAGACGCGGGUCUCGCGACAGUAAGUGACCAAUCGCUUGCGUCUCAGCUGAUACGGUUCGUGCAAUAUCUAGUCCGUUUUUGGCCGGGACGCAUACACUCACAGUGUCUAGCAAUGAAGAGGACGAUGAUGAAGACGAGAUUCAGAGUAAAACGGAGGAUUGCGCUGAUGACGAGGACAUAGGAAGCCAAACAACUGAAAUCGAUAUCGAUGAUCUCUUUCAAUCACCAAUCCACCAAUUCGAUCCACAUGAAAUAGAGAUAAAAUCAGAUGAAAUAAUGGAGGAGAAUUAUCCUGAUAACUCGCACUACUCACAUACUUUCUAUGAGCCCGGAGAUCGCUAUGGUAUGCGUCAUCAUGUAAGCUAUGUUGGUUGUACAUCAAAAGUGAGUAAAAUGCCGGACAUGAAUAGUGAGGUUGAUGGCGAUGAUGAAUUGGAACCGAACUCGAUUAGUGAUUAUGAUGUAUCCGACGAUGAACCAUCGCCGGUUAUGACUUCAACUGACGAGGACGAUUCCAAUGAUGCUGUUGCUAAUGGCGAAGUGGAUGUUCGAGAUAUGCAGGUCAGGAAUCCUCCAGGUGAUUUCAGCGGUAAUGACAGAGAUCAUGAUGGUAAUAACACGAGUUCCGAACGUGGAAAGUAUUCAGUCCCAAUCGUAGCUAUUCCGAUUGUAAUGAAACGAUGAAUUGAAAAUUGUAAAGCAAAUAAGACAACAAUUGUAGUACUCAAGAUAAGUAAGUAAUGCCAGUCGAUAUUGUCGAUCAGCGAGAAUUUCAUUUUUAACUGACGGUUAGGAUAUUGCAGUGUGUAGGCACAGGUAAUACAGAAUACGUUUUGAAAUGUUCUCACUGUACUUAUUUUCUCUUUCUUAUAAAAGUAAUAAUUCUCAAUUAAUGAGAAAACAAAACUAAACCUUCAUAUUCAGAUUCAGAGAAAAGGGUAAAUAAAAUAAAUUAGAAAUAUACAUUUUAGGUGAAAAGUGUCUUAAAGCGAAAAAAACCAUAAUUAGUAAACUGAUUAAGAAAUCAAUAGCAAACACAGAUAUUUGAGAUAAGGCUUCGUUGAAUAAAAAGUGAAUAAUAGUGAAAUAAUAUAAUAAAAUAUUUAAAUAAAACAAUAAUUGGUGAUCAUGAGUAAUAUGAUGUUUCAAAGAGAAUAUUUUUUUUAUAUUUGUAGAAACCAAAA
Hermetia illucens (black soldier fly) is the source of this 9271-nucleotide messenger RNA. It is a transcript of the gene Ncoa6, whose product is annotated as serine-rich adhesin for platelets. The record is from RefSeq and is a predicted model, not a curated record. The coding region runs from base 1452 to 8114 and encodes 2220 amino acids. Gene Ontology annotation, biological process: positive regulation of transcription by RNA polymerase II. Lineage: Eukaryota; Metazoa; Arthropoda; Insecta; Diptera; Stratiomyidae. The transcript is spliced from 7 exons. Gene Ontology annotation, cellular component: nucleus; transcription regulator complex; histone methyltransferase complex.